Molecule: messenger RNA, 331 nt
Organism: Eufriesea mexicana
Lineage: Eukaryota; Metazoa; Arthropoda; Insecta; Hymenoptera; Apidae
Gene: ubl
Product: Ubiquitin-like protein 5
Exons: 3
Coding region: 110-331 (73 amino acids)
Biological process (GO): protein modification process
Molecular function (GO): protein binding
Source: RefSeq, a predicted model, not a curated record
UAGAACAUCGUUUACGAGCAAGUUGAAUAGAAGUUUUUAUUUUAAUAGAAUCACACAUCAGUAUAAAUUUACUUGUUAGUAACGUUGAUAUAAUAUCACGCUGUGGAAAAUGCUAGAAAUAACAUGCAAUGAUCGUCUUGGAAAAAAAGUUAGAGUUAAAUGUAAUCCAGAUGACACAAUAGGCGAUUUAAAAAAAUUAAUAGCCGCUCAAACUGGAACUCAUUGGGAAAAAAUUGUUCUAAAAAAAUGGUACACUAUAUUUAAGGAUCACAUAAAAUUACAAGAUUAUGAAAUUCACGAUGGUAUGAAUUUAGAACUUUAUUAUCAAUAA